Molecule: messenger RNA, 1448 nt
Organism: Porites evermanni
Lineage: Eukaryota; Metazoa; Cnidaria; Anthozoa; Scleractinia; Poritidae
Source: the annotation of a GenBank genome assembly
AUGGAUAACACUAAAGGCAACUUUAGUCUCAUAAAGGACUUCGCGAAGCAUCUUGUGGGAAAAUUUCAAAUCUCAGACGAAGGUACGCGUGUUGGAGCCAUUACAUUCGGUCACGGAGCACAUAUUCGUCUUCUGUUCAGUGAUUUAAAAGGCAAAGAAAACAACUUGCAGAAUGUGAAGGAACAGAUCAAUAGAUGGCAUGAAGGUUCUCCCGUUUAUGAUAACAAGACUAGUAUCAGCGAAGCUCUACGUGUUGCUAAAGAUUUCCUGUUUAGGACUUCCAGUGGCAUGAGACUCGGGCAAGUAGAACAGGUAAUAAGCCUUCUUCAUUCCUCUGACACCCCUGAGGAGCCUUGAGAGUUCUCGUAGCGUGUGUCUUAGGAGGCCGUGUGUGUAUUGUGCGCCCAUUGCUGGUUUGCAUCAUUCCCAUGACACUCAACGCCCUUUGCAAACACUUAGGGCUUGUUUACGUGGAGGUGGGGGACCUAAGGUAGGUGAGGUAACCCGCUUAGGUGGGGUAAAAAAGUAACCCCCGUUUACAUGCAUCCUUACAACCCAGCCAUCGCCGGGUGCACUUUCUCAAGAUUAUUGAAUGAUCGCUAAGCGCGUAAACAAAAAAAUGGCUGGCGAACAACGUGUUUUGUGGAUUAAUACUCUUCUACACUCUCUUGCUGCUCUUGUUACAACCUACACUGCUGUGGCUUUCUAUUGUUACCUUCAAUGAUGCAAAGCCACCGCCAAAAGUAAAUUUUGCGCCAAUUUGAUGCAUAGCGAAACCGACCCUGACUAAGCGGGUUACCCCACCUUGUAUGACACGAUAAACAGUAUUGUAUUGAAACGUUCACAUGGCAAAAUUUGACCCCGGCUGAGGUUAUCCGGUCUGGCAGAACGGGCUACCCGCCUUGGCGGGUCACCCCACCUAUCAUGUAAACUGAAUCAAAUUAUGAUGAGGGAUUAAUUUGGUCAAGCGGGUGGUCCCAACUAGGCGGGUUACCUCACCUACCUGGGGUCCCCUACCUCCAUGUAAACAGGACCUUAAAGAGGGGAACACUGACGGCAGACCCAUGCACUGCAGUGAAAUCAAAUUGAUUGAGACCUCUGAGUAGACAAACGAUGUUUUCACACGUGAAAGAAUCGUUUGCGUCUUUGUUAUUUCUGUAUUAGGGUGUACGGUUAUAACACACGUUUUUCUUUUGUUUUCGUGACAGGUACUCGUGCUUUUCACAAACGGAAAACAAGACAUGGGGCAGGUAGCUUCUACUCUCAGAAGAAUUCAGGAACUACAAAAUAAAGGAAUAAAAAUUAUCAUUGUGGGUAUUCAAAAACCAGACCCUAUCGAGCUGUUGAAGCUUGCCGGUGGAAUCGAGAACAUGCAUUGGCUGAAGUCUGAGGGCAGGAUUACAAGCAUCGCUACCAAAAUAUUCCAGAGUGUAUGCAGUAAAGCCUAG